AUGAAUUCAACACUAUUAUUUCAAUCUGCACGUUCAAUACUUGAAAAUAAAGAAUCUAAUUUGACAAAUAUUUUAGUAAAUAAAGAAGAAAAUAAAGUUGAAUCAGAGUUACAAAACCAAAUUGAAUAUUACAAAUCUAAAGGAACUGUUAAAAAUACUCUCAAGGUGACUCGAAAUUGGGUUGCACAAUUGGAACCAUUUUGCAAGUCACGUGGCUAUAAUAAUCCAAUUGAAACGAUAACUGAUAUUCGAGUUCUUCAAAGACAAAUUGUUGAAUUUAUAACAUUGAUGAAACAGCAAAAUGGGCAAGAAUAUAAAGCAAAUUCCCUGAAAUUAUCACUUGAUGCUAUUAACCAUCACUUGCUAAAAUCAUCAAAAAUCCCAGAAAUUAAUUUACAUAACCGUUAUGAAUUUCCAGAGAUUCAUGAUGUCUUACAUGGAAAAAUGAGAUAUUUACAAGAAAAAGGGUUAGGUGAAGUUCAAAGUGCUUGUGCACUUAAUUUGGAACAGGUUAAAUAUAUUCUUGAACAUGAAUUUAUGAUAGUUUUAACACCUGAGAAUUUGCUUUAUCGACAACGAGAAGAUAAUGGAUUCAACUUUAUUAGAUAUGUAGCUAAAAACAAUCAACGAGAUCUUAAUGGAGGAAAUGCUCAAAUUAUUCCGAUUCCUGCUGAUCAUCUUGAUACUUGUGGUUCAUGUUACGAUUUUCAAUUAUAUCUUUCCAAGCAUCCAAUUAAUGCAGAUGAACACCUGUAUUUGCAAGUUAAUCCUAAAUGGAAAGAAACCAGUAUUUGGUAUAAAACAACUCGUUAUGGUCUUAACCAGCUUAACAAAUUUAUAAAGAAAAUUGACCAACGAACUAAAAUUUCUAUACCUACAAAUUUAUUAUCAAAUCAUUCUGGAAGAAAAACUGCAACACAAAUACUACAUGAUAAUGAAAUUCCAGAACAAACAAUAAUGAAUAUUACUGGACAUCGUAGCAUUCAAGGGGUCUGGACCUAUAAGUUAACUAAUAAACAGCAAAAAUUAAUGGGUAUAUCGAGUCUGAUUUCUCUUUACGAAUCUAAUUCAAAUAACUUGUCACAUGAAAAUUAA
Messenger RNA from Ambispora gerdemannii, 1095 nucleotides. The record is from the annotation of a GenBank genome assembly. Lineage: Eukaryota; Fungi; Glomeromycota; Glomeromycetes; Archaeosporales; Ambisporaceae.